CAGAUGCUGAUAGCUCUCAUCCAGAUGCAGGACAAGGGGAUCAUGCACAGGGACAUCAAGCCGAGCAACACGCUCGUUGUGCCGGGAGAUCGGGAGCACCCCCUCAAGAUCAUCGACUUCGGAAGCAGCUGCGACUGGAACGACCCGCUCAAGAAGGGGCUGGGAGACGCUACCUGCGACCCAAUGUACGCUCCUCCGGAGAAGACGCUGCAGUUCCUUGGGCCAGGAAAGUUUGACGUGUACUCGGUGGGGAUGAUGGGCAUCAGGGUUCUGUUUCCUUCCCUGACGCGGGGA
Guillardia theta CCMP2712 is the source of this 294-nucleotide messenger RNA. RefSeq lists its product as hypothetical. The transcript has a single exon. Gene Ontology annotation, molecular function: protein serine/threonine kinase activity; ATP binding. The annotation marks the transcript as partial. NCBI's taxonomy places the organism in Eukaryota, Cryptophyceae, Pyrenomonadales, Geminigeraceae. The record is from RefSeq and is a predicted model, not a curated record. Gene Ontology annotation, cellular component: cytoplasm; nucleus. Gene Ontology annotation, biological process: mitotic DNA damage checkpoint signaling; protein phosphorylation.